Messenger RNA from Momordica charantia (bitter melon), 1444 nucleotides. It is a transcript of the gene CTF7, whose product is annotated as protein CTF7. The record is from RefSeq and is a predicted model, not a curated record. NCBI's taxonomy places the organism in Eukaryota, Viridiplantae, Streptophyta, Magnoliopsida, Cucurbitales, Cucurbitaceae. Gene Ontology annotation, biological process: mitotic sister chromatid cohesion. Gene Ontology annotation, molecular function: protein-lysine-acetyltransferase activity. Gene Ontology annotation, cellular component: nucleus; chromatin.
AAUUUUAUGCUAUUAUUUAUAAAGAAAAGUGCGGGAGACCAAUUUUCAAUAAUCAUAUGGCGCCAAACCUGCAGAGAAUUUAAGCUCAAAAAUCGAUGAACCGUAAGAGAAGAAAAAAGGGGAAAAAAAGCUCAAUCUCUGCAGCGAAAAUUGAAGUCUGUCGUCUCCUUUCCACUCAUGCAAUCCAAAAUCAGCGUCUUCUUCAAACCCUCGUCUUCGAUUUCUGCCCACAGGUCUACGGAAUCGCCCCUGAAUUCAGCCGCCGACGACGAUGGAGCAUUGAAGAUCUGGGAAAAGGCAGAGCAUCAAUACGUCAACACAUAUAAGCGCAGAACUUCCAGCUCCCACAGGAAUGUGAGAAGUCCAGAAUAUGUGAUUCCAGCGCCCAAAAAUCCCAUUCUGGAUGAUUCAUCUGUAAAUCUGGAGGUGGCUUCAUCAACCAAAACCGUGGUCAAGAACAAGAAAAGAAGCUACGCUCAGUACCAUUUACUUUUCGGCCAGUCUGAUUUUUUGCUCCAUUUUUGUCCAACCUGUGGGAUCAAAUAUGCUCGUGGGGACGAAGGGGAUGAAAAAUCUCAUAAAACAUUUCAUAAGAAUUACACAUGUGGAAUCCAGUUUAAGGGCUGGUCUCACGAAAGGGUUAUCAAUGUUACUUCUGAUGAAGGUGGUCGUAUUUUGUUGGUGUUGGAUUCUGACCCUUCUGCUCACAGAAACAAGGUUGAAGCGGUGGUGAAGAUGAUGGAAAAAGACCUGGGAAGUGGAUGGAUAUUGCAUAAGGACUGUCAGGUUUAUCUAUUUGUUUCUUCCCAAAGAAUUGUAGGAUGUCUAGUUGUAGAACCAAUAACGAAAGCUUUUAAAGUAGUCUCAUGUUUUCUGGACGAAAAACCUGACGAGUCUAAGAUGAAGGAUUCAAGACAAAGUUCAACUACCUUGCAAUUUGGGGAUAUCACUUUCCAGAGAGAAGCCAUUUUGAAGAAACCUACCAAAAAUCCCGAGGCACUCGAUAAGAACCUUAACGGUGCAAUUUUAUGUGAAGAAGAAGCCGUUCCUGCUGUUUGUGGAGUUCGUGCUAUUUGGGUUACUCCUGCCAACAGAAGGAAGCAUAUUGCCAGCCAAUUGCUAGAUGCUGCAAGGAAAAGCUUCUGCAAGGGAGUUGCCCUUGAGUGCUCUCAAUUGGCAUUCUCUCAGCCAACUUCUUGUGGAAUGGCAUUGGCAUCAAGAUAUGUAGGCUCCAGAUUUAUUUUGGUGUACAAAAGCAACACUCUAAUUUGAGGUAUUUUUAGCUUGACUGUUUAUAGGGCAAGCUGAUCAGUUGUCAAUAUUAUCCCAUUGUCAUAUCAACAGUUAAUUUCCAUAAGCUCUGUAUGUAGCGUUGUCGAAAGCAGACUUAAAAGAUUUGGGUCAAGAACGAAACAGAAAACAACUAUAAGAUGGUUUUUGAAAA